AUGAUAGCGACCGGUGGAGUGAUAACCGGCCUGGCCGCCUUGAAAAGGCAAGACUCCGCCAGGUCACAGCAUCCUGUUGACCUCAGCCCGUCGCCUGCUGCCCAAGAGAAGAAACCAGUCAGGCGUCGGCCUCAGGCUGAUGUCGUGGUUGUUCGAGGCAAAAUCCGGCUUUAUUCCCCCUCUGGUUUUUUCCUCAUUUUAGGAGUGCUUAUUUCCAUUGUAGGAAUUGCAAUGGCAGUUCUUGGAUAUUGGCCCCAAAAAGAACAUUUUAUCGAUGCUGAGACAUCAUUGUCAACAAACGAAACUCAGGUCAUUCGGAACCAAAGUGGUGUGGUGGUUCACUUCUUUGAGCAGCAUUUACAUUCUGAUAAGAUGAAGAUGCUGGGCCCUUUCACAAUGGGGAUUGGCAUUUUCAUUUUCAUUUGUGCUAAUGCCAUUCUUCAUGAGAACCGUGACAAAGAAACCAAAAUCAUACACAUGAGAGACAUCUACUCCACAGUCAUCGACAUCCACACGCUAAGAAUCAAGGAACAAAAGCACAUGAAUGGCAUCUAUACUGGUUUGAUAGGAGAAACAGAAGUAAAACAGAAUGGAAGCUCCUGUGCAUCGAGAUUGGCGGCAAAUACCAUCUCCUCUUUCUCGGGUUUUAGGAGCAGUUUUCGGAUGGACAGCUCUGUAGAAGAGGAUGAGCUGGUGCCAAAUGAAAAUAAGAGUUUGGGGCAUCUUAUGCCGCCUUUGCUCUCUGACAGCUCUGCCUCUGUCUUUGGCCUCUACCCACCUUCAUCCAAGACAACUGAUGAUAAGACCAGCAGCUCUAAGAAAUGUGAAACCAAGUCAAUUGUGUCAUCAUCCAUCAGUGCUUUUACAUUGCCUGUGAUCAAACUUAAUAACUGUGUUAUUGAUGAGCCCAGUAUAGAUAACAUCACUGAGGAUGCUGAGAACCUCAAAAGUAGGUCAAGGAAUUUGUCCAUGGAUUCCCUUGUGGUUCCUCUGCCCAACACCAGUGAGUGCUUCCAGCCCAUCAGCAUGGUGCUCCCGAGGAAUAAUUCCAUUGGAGAGUCAUUGUCUAGUCAGUACAAAUCCUCUGUGGCCCUUGGACCUGGUGCUGGACAGCUCUUGUCUCCUGGGGCUGCUAGAAGACAGUUUGGGUCCAACACAUCCUUGCACUUGCUGUCGUCACAUUCAAAAUCCUUAGACUUAGACCGAGGUCGCUCCACCCUAACUGUUCAUGCAGAACAACGGAAACAUCCAAGUUGGCCUCGGUUGGAUCGAAGCAACAGCAAAGGAUAUGUGAAACUAGAGAACAAAGAGGACCCGAUGGAGAGGUUGCUUGUGCCCCAAGCUGCAAUCAAAAAAGACUUUACCAAUAAGGAGAAGCUUCUUAUGAUUUCAAGAUCUCACAAUAAUUUGAGUUUUGAACAUGAUGAGUUUUUGAGUAACAACCUAAAGCGGGGAACUUCUGAAACAAGGUUUUAA
Pteronotus mesoamericanus is the source of this 1476-nucleotide messenger RNA. RefSeq names its product transmembrane protein 200A (gene TMEM200A). The coding region runs from base 1 to 1476 and encodes 491 amino acids. The record is from RefSeq and is a predicted model, not a curated record. NCBI's taxonomy places the organism in Eukaryota, Metazoa, Chordata, Mammalia, Chiroptera, Mormoopidae. The transcript has a single exon.